Messenger RNA from Eremomyces bilateralis CBS 781.70, 1450 nucleotides. RefSeq names its product alpha/beta-hydrolase. The record is from RefSeq and is a predicted model, not a curated record. Bases 117 to 1313 code for a protein of 398 amino acids. NCBI's taxonomy places the organism in Eukaryota, Fungi, Ascomycota, Dothideomycetes, Eremomycetales, Eremomycetaceae. The transcript is spliced from 6 exons.
ACCACCUGUUCCCUAUCAACCUCGAGUCCAACUUCAGACGCGGCGAACGUAAACAGAACAACCACAAACUUCAGCAGCAUCGUGAAGCUACAGCAAGCACAUCCCGUUAAGCCAAUAUGGCUGUGGGUUUCUUUUCAAGGUCCUUCUGGGUUCUAACCGCCCUUGGUGGGAUCUAUAUAGCCUUGCUUUCAACUUUGACCUUUGUAGAUGUCCAACGCUUCGCCCUUUAUGCAAAUAAAUUCCAUACCGGUUACUGGGACGAUGUUUCUGAGACUGAGCGUUCCGGAUUUUCUAAACAUCAAGUGACCCCUUUCUUCAUCGAUUCAACCGACAAUGUCAAGCUGUACGCGUGGCACGUCCUUCCGAUAUCGGUUUAUGGGAAGCAUAGAGAUAUAAUCCUAUCACAGCCAGAUGGUCUAGUCGAAGACUUCAAGCAAAGCCUUCCGUAUAAGCUAUUGAAAGACGACCCAGAUAGCAAAGUCAUCGUGAGCUUCCAUGGGAACGCUGGCCACGUUGGGCAAGGAUUCCGCCCUGAUAUUUACCGAACGGUGACGGGCCUUUCUCCUCACAAUCACUUGAUCGCUAUCGAUUACCGUGGAUUUGGGGCUUCCAAUGGCUCACCGACCGAAGCCGGCCUAAUUGCCGACGGUAUAUCGACCGUCGAUUAUGUGGUGAAUAUACUAGGAAUCCCUCCUGCACGUAUCGCUAUCCUAGGCCAGAGCCUCGGCACCGCCGUGAGUUCCGCAGUAGCGCUACAUUUUGCCUCUCCCGGUGCUCCCGAACUGGCGCCGCUGAACUCCUCAUCCCCGGAAAUCCAAGCGUUGACGCCCGCGGCGCCGAUGGACUUUGCGAAGAUCAUCCUCCUGGCGCCGUUCACGGACCUGCCGACGCUGCUCCGCACGUACCGCAUCUCCGGCAUCAUUCCCGUGCUCUCGCCGCUCCGAUACCAUCCGAAGGCAGUCGACUGGAUGCUGAAGCACGUGGUGGAUAUUUGGGAUAGCGCGGCGAGGUUGGAAGCGUUGACGCGAGCCACCGUGUCUGACGGCCGGACACUGGAUUUGCAUGUUGUUCAUGCUAUGGAUGACUGGGAUAUUAGGUACACCCACAGCGUCGACAUCUUCAAACGGACAAUGAGAACGGAUGCCAGUCGCACAGUGGCCACAACGGACCUGAAAUUUCGUGGCGGUGAACGGAGGCAAUGGCUUGGACCGGAUCAAGUGUGUACCAUUGACAUGCUGAACUACGGAGGACACAACCGAGCAAUGAAGUCGAGCGCCGGGCAGUUGGCAGUUCUAGAGGCCUUCGGACUGUGAGAAGGAUUUUAGUGGAAUGGAGCGAAUUUGGGGGGAAGGUAAAGAAGAACUACCUUCGCUGAAACGUUUAAAGAAUGGAUGGAGGUUAAUUUGAGUUUUCUGGGCGUGAUUGAGGAGCCCUAACCAGUAGGAUACUC